Molecule: messenger RNA, 1287 nt
Organism: Hypoxylon trugodes
Lineage: Eukaryota; Fungi; Ascomycota; Sordariomycetes; Xylariales; Hypoxylaceae
Product: PLP-dependent transferase
Exons: 4
Coding region: 1-1287 (428 amino acids)
Biological process (GO): biosynthetic process
Cellular component (GO): mitochondrion; cytoplasm
Molecular function (GO): L-kynurenine:2-oxoglutarate transaminase activity; pyridoxal phosphate binding
Source: RefSeq, a predicted model, not a curated record
AUGGCAGCUGCCGCACUCCCACCUAAGCUGAAGCCUGCAGCUCGGGUCGCAGGUCAAAGACAAGAUGUUUGGUCUAUCGUCAACGAAGCGGCUGCGGCCUCACCCAAGCAGCCCAUCGUGAAUAUGGGUCAGGGCUUCUUCGGAUACAAUCCUCCACCUUUUAUCAUCAAUGCUGCUAAGUCGGCUCUCGACCGAGUGGAUUGUAACCAGUACAGUCCGACAAAGGGUAGGCCGAGAUUAAAGAAGGCUAUCUCCGAUGCGUAUGCGCCAUACUGGGGCCGAAAACUCAACCCGGAUACUGAGAUCACUAUCACCACCGGUGCAAAUGAAGGCAUGCUCAGUGCCUUUAUGGCUUUUAUAGAGCAGGGCGAUGAGGUCAUUAUUUUUGAACCAUUUUUCGACCAGUACAUUAGCAACAUCGAGAUGCCAGGUGGGAAGAUUGUCUAUGUCCCUCUACACCCGCCGACAGAUGGAGCUACACGAACUUCUUCAUCUGCUGAAUGGACCAUCGACUUCGAUGAGCUCGAGAGAGCCAUCACACCUAAGACCAAGAUGAUCGUUAUCAAUACGCCUCAUAACCCCGUCGGCAAGGUCUUCUCAAAAGAAGAGCUUCAGAGAAUAGGAGAUAUAUGCGUCAAGAACGAAAUCAUCAUCCUCUCCGACGAGGUAUAUGACCGCCUUUACUACGUCCCAUUCACUAGAAUCGCCACCCUCUCGCCAGAAAUCGAGAAUUUAACCCUAACCGUUGGCUCGGCUGGCAAAAAUUUCUACGCCACUGGUUGGCGUGUAGGUUGGCUCAUGGGUCCUCCUCAUCUAAUCCAAUACGUUUCCGCAGCUCACACACGAAUUUGCUACUCAUCUGUUUCGCCGUUGCAAGAAGCCUGCGCCGUUGGAUUCGAGCAAGCCGAAGGCGAAGGAUUCUGGGACGAGACAGUGCGAGACAUGAAGGGUAAAAUGGAGCGUUUCAAUCAAGUGUGGGAAGAAUUAGGUCUACCAUAUACGGAUCCCGAAGGAGGCUAUUUUGUACUCGUCAACAUGAGCAAGGUCAAGUUACCAGAGGAUUACCCGUUCCCGCCGCACGUCGCAUCCCGCCCACGCGACUUUAAGCUAGCUUGGUUCCUCAUCCAGGAGGUCGGCGUCGCCGCUAUUCCUCCCACUGAGUUCUACACCGAUCCUAAUGCGCAUAUUGCCGAGGACUAUAUCCGAUUUGCGGUUUGCAAGGAAGAUGAGGUCUUAGAGACGGCGAAGGAGCGGUUGAGGGGUUUGAAGCAGUAUAUCCAGGAGUAA